GCUGUCCUGUGUUAAACCCUAAACCCAGCCCACCGUCCAUCCUCCGCCGCCGCCAUGCGGCGCCACCACCACCUCCUCGGCCUCCUCCGCCGCGCCACGGCCUCGCCGACGCCCGCCUCCCGCCGCGCGGGCCCACCACUCCCCGGCCUCCUCCAGGACCCGCUGCGGAAUGGCGCCGCCGCCGCUGGCCCCCGCUUCUUCUCCUCGCGCGCCGGCCCCGGCGCCGGAGCUGCCGCGAAGAGCCUGAUCGAGGACGAGGCCGAGCUCAGCGACUGGAUCAGCGACCUCAAGACCGACUCGUUCCACCUCGGCCUCAGCAGCGGCGACGAAGGCGAGGCCUCCACGCGCGGGCCGGCUGCCUCGAGGGGAGGCCGGAGGGGGCGGGACUCGAGGGGCCCGCCGCCGAGGUCGAGAUUCGGUGGCGGUGAUUUCGGCGGCGAUAGGCGUGGGUUUGAGAGGAGGGGGAGGAUGGUGAGUAAUAAUGAGCUGGGUGACGACGAUGAUGAUGAGGAUGAGGUCGGGUUUGGUUCCGCGAGGGGAAGGCGGGAUCGGGGAGGGAGACAGUCAGAAUUUUCACAUAGAGGAAGGAGGGGAAAUGAUCGGGGAGGGAGACAGUCAGAAUUUUCGUAUGGAGGGAGGAGGGCAAACGAUUUUGAUGAUGAUGGUGGUGGGUUUCGGUCUACAAGGGGGCAGCGCGGCCGAGGUGGGAGGUUGGCAAAUGUGUCGCGGAGGGGAUAUGAUUUUGAUGAUGAGCCUGGGUUUCAAUCUCCAAAGGGACAGCGCGGCCAGGGCGGGAGGUACAGUGAUUUGGAUGAUGAUGAAGGUGGGUUUGGGUCUCUGAGGGGAAGACGCGGUCGCGGUGGAAGGAUGUCUGGUGUAUCGCGGAGAGGUGGGAGGGGAAGUGAUUUAGAUGACAGUGAGGAUGAUGAAUACUCAAGAGGUUCGUCUCCAAGGGGAAGACGUGGUCGUGGUGGAAGGAUGUCUGGUGUGUCACGGAAAGGUGGGAGGGGAAGUGAUUUAGAUGACAGUGAGGAUGAUGAAAACGAUUCUAUUGACUCUAGAGGCAGAAGGCGCGACCAUGGCACGAGAGGCAGGAAUGUGGGAAGUUUGGGACCACAGAGAGGUGGGAGAGGGGGCGAUGCAGAUUUUAGCGAUAGGCGGUCGAGGGGUGGUAAAAUGUUUGAUUUUGGCUUGUCAGAAGAUGACAGUGAGCUGGGGGAAGUUGAUGAGGAUGAUGGUCCAUCAGGCUUCGAGGAUGAUCUCUUUGAUGACGAGGGUGGUGAGAAGAAUCUGGUGGAGAGUCCAGCUAAAAAUUCAGCUCCUUUUGAGUCAAUUAAAGGAGAGCCAAUUGAUCAGGAGGGUGUUGUGCACACCAGAGAGAGUGGAGGUGGCGAUUCGUAUUUGAGCCAGACGAGGUUUGAUGAAUGCUCCCUGUCUCCCUUGACACUAAAAGGUGUUAAAGCUGCUGGGUAUGAACGGAUGACUGCAGUGCAGGAGGCCACUCUUCCUAUUAUACUUAAAGGUAAGGAUGUUCUUGCAAAAGCAAAAACUGGGACUGGAAAAACUGUAGCAUUCUUGCUUCCUGCCAUUGAAGUUGUCUCCAAAUUGCCCCCUAUUGAUUGUGAUAAAAAAAGGCCUCCCAUCAGUGUUGUUGUUGUGUGCCCUACACGUGAGCUGGCUGAUCAGGCUGCUGCAGAAGCUAACAAGCUCCUGAAAUUUCAUCCAUCAAUUGGAGUGCAACUUGUAAUAGGUGGCACUAGAAUGGCUCUAGAGCAGAAGCGAAUGCAUACUAACCCUUGCCAGAUUCUAGUAGCUACACCAGGAAGGCUUAAGGAUCAUAUGGAGAACACUCCAGGGUUUGCUACUAGAUUGAUGGGUGUCAAAGUCCUUAUUCUUGAUGAAGCGGAUCGCUUAUUAGAUAUGGGAUUCCGGACUGAUAUCGAGAGAAUAGUGGCUGCACUCCCAAAGCAGCGUCAAACACUUCUAUUUUCUGCAACUGUUCCUGAUGAGGUACGCCAAGUAUGCCACAUUGCCAUGAAAAGAGAUCUUGAAUUUGUGAACACCGUUGAAGAAGGAAGUGAGGAAACACACUCACAGGUGAAGCAAAUGCAUGUAGUUGCACCACUAGACAAACAGUUUUCUAUCCUGUAUGGUCUUCUAACUGAUCAUAUUUCAGAAAAUGUUGACUACAAGGUGAUCGUGUUUUGUACAACUGCAAAGGUAACAAGUCUUGUUGCUGAACUUCUGUCUGAAUUGAAGUUGAAUGUACGCGAGAUUCACUCCAGAAAGCCACAAAGUUACAGAACCAGAAUAUCCAAAGAAUUUAAGGAAUCAAAAGGUCUUAUUCUUGUUAGCUCCGAUGUAUCUGCUAGGGGCGUUGAUUAUCCCAAUGUCACACUAGUCGUCCAGAUGGGAGUGCCUACUGACAGAGAACAAUAUAUUCAUCGACUUGGUAGAACUGGCCGCAGAGGAAACGAGGGGAGUGGAAUCUUAUUAUUGGCACCGUGGGAAGAAUACUUCUUGAGAAGUAUCAAAGAUCUGCCUAUUACAGAGGCAACAUUACCUUUAAUUGAUCUGGACACUAAAAGAAAGGUUGAAAAGGCUCUUGCACAUGUGGAGGUUAAGGAUAAGGAACUUGCCUACCAAGCAUGGCUCGGUUACUAUAAUUCUAACAAGUUCAUUGGGCGUGACAAAUACCAGCUUGUAUCACUUGCCAAUGAAUUCAGCAGAAGUCUGGGCUUGAAUAACCCUCCUGCGGUGCCUAAGCUUGUCCUUAGAAAGAUGGGACUGAACAAUAUCCCAGGUCUGCGAUCAAAAUAGUCUUCCUCGAACCAAAGUUUUCUUGAAUACACAUACCACAAUAUUAUCGUGCUUCACAGUGGUAUGAGUUUUGGAGCAGUCUAGCUGGUAAACUAAUAAACAGCUAUGAUUAAAGGUCAUAAUGGGCUACUGGGAGCACAACUAAAGCUUCAGUCUCAAUUUUUUUCUCCUGCAACAUGGAAAAUAUGCCUUAUGAAGGUGAAUCUGUACACAAGCGAUAUGUAGUUUUGCAUGCCCAGUACUGUGAUGUUUAAAGCCUGACCAUGCAUGAUCAGGCUGAUGUAAACAUCUGAGUUGGUGGCACACGGAAUUUUACUUUCUUUCCAUUUUUGUGUGCCCGUGUAUCUAUUGGAUAGAAGCACAAUACCCCUGUGCAUGCGCUAUCGUAUUUAUUGGACAAUACCAUUGUGCAUCCGCUAUCUGGAAGAUUGUGCAAGAGCUCUGUUCUCCAUUUGGCCUAUAAAUAUGGUAUUUGUGUAAUGUUGAUCACCAAAUUGAACAUAUAAUCUCUGUUAGUCUACCUUUUUUGACAGGAUAGGGCUACGUAGCCUGUGAACAAAUAUUUGUUAGUUUUGUAGCAUGCAUUGGCUACGUGUCGUUUUUGUC
Molecule: messenger RNA, 3426 nt
Organism: Oryza sativa Japonica Group (Japanese rice)
Lineage: Eukaryota; Viridiplantae; Streptophyta; Magnoliopsida; Poales; Poaceae
Source: RefSeq, a predicted model, not a curated record